This is a messenger RNA of Saccostrea echinata, 1074 nucleotides long. RefSeq names its product glutamic acid-rich protein-like. The record is from RefSeq and is a predicted model, not a curated record. NCBI's taxonomy places the organism in Eukaryota, Metazoa, Mollusca, Bivalvia, Ostreida, Ostreidae. The annotation marks the transcript as partial. The transcript has 4 exons.
AUUGCUGCCAAAAAUGAACAAAAAAGAAACAUUAGAGUUGAUAUAAAGACUUUGCUUUCAAAACAUGACAUCAUAACACGAGGAUUUUUUUUCCCUAUUGCAGCAUUAAUGUUGAUUUUCGCAAAAGAACUACAUAUAUUCACCUGUUGCAAACACAAAAAAUCAUUGUGCCCAAAAUUCAAGAUGAGGGCAAACAUAAUUUUACUUCUUGUGGUUGUUGUUGCGACUGUUUCAUCAAAAAGUGUGUACCUUUCCAAAACCGAGCAAGGAAACCAGAACAUACCUUUACAGCGAAGGGAUAAUGCGAAUCGGGCUAUUCUCGAAGAAACCUUAAAGGAAAAUGUCGAAAGAUUGCUUGAAGAUCUUAGAUCAGAAACUGGGGAGGUUUCAGAAGAAUCCGAGACAGAAGAAUCAGUUUCAGAAGAAUCAAUAGAGGAAGAAGAGGAGGAAGAGACAAAAAGAUCCGAAACCGAGGAAUCCGUUUCAGAAGAAUCUAUAUCUGAAGAAUCAGAAACAGAAGAAUCUGUGUCUGAGGAAUCGGAGACAGAAGAAUCAAUCGAAGAGGAAGAAGAAGAGGAGGAGGAAGCCAAAAGAUCUGAAACGGAAGAAUCCAUUUCAGAAGAAUCCAUUUCAGAAAAAUCUGUGUCUGAGGAAUCGGAGACAGAAGAAUCAAUUGAGGAGGAAGAAGAAGAGGACGAAGUCAAAAGAUCUGAAACGGAAGAAUCCAUUUCAGAAGAAUCCGUGUCAGCAGAAUCCGUUUCAGAAGAAUCCGUAUCCGAGGAAUCGGAGACAGAAGAAUCAAUCGAAGAGGAGGAAGAAGAAGAACUGGAGAUGAAGAGGACCGCUAACUUGCUGAAGAGAUAUCUUCAAAAACUGGGAUGAGCAUCUGUUUGCAAAAGCAAUAAGUAAUCUCUUCUUCAUUUACUUUUUAUACUUUAAAAUUUAUACUUUCAUGUAAAAUUAUACUCAACCUGUACAAAUAUUAGUUAAUUUUAUUAUAGUUAUUUAGGUAUUGAGACGAAGUUGAACAACAAGAUUGUGUGAUACACUUAAUUUUUAUUACUCUUCUAUAUG